Molecule: messenger RNA, 857 nt
Organism: Cuscuta epithymum
Lineage: Eukaryota; Viridiplantae; Streptophyta; Magnoliopsida; Solanales; Convolvulaceae
Source: the annotation of a GenBank genome assembly
CAAUAUUGUAAACUGGUCCCUACCUAGCCACAUUUUAUCCACAGAACGCCUAAUCUCCUCCCACUUCUUCCCAUGACCAAAUAAUUUCCUAUCUGGUUCUUCUUCUCUUCUUCUUUUUCCAAAAGAAACCCUCAAGAUUCAAAGGAAAAUGUCAGUAGCAUCAUCAUCAUCAUCAUCAAUCUCAUCCAUCAAAAUCCCAAACCCAUCAUCGCCCCCGCCUUCUUCCUCUUUCGCUUUGAUGCGGUUCUCUAAGGCCAGACCCAUAAUACUUACAGUAAGGAGCUCUCAAGCUGAAGGCCCUUUAAGAAGGCCUGGGGCUCCUACGCCUGUAAAUCCAGCCCCACCCUCCCCGCCGCCAUCUCAUCCGAGCUCUCCUCCCACGCCAGGGGCUGUGGAGGGAAAGAGUGUAAUUACCAUCGAGUUUCAGAGGCAAAAGGCUAAGGAGUUGCAAGAAUAUUUCAAACAGAGAAGGGCUGAACAACUAAACCAAGGCCCUUUCUUUGGUUUUAAUGCUAAGAAUGAAAUUUCCAAUGGCAGAUGGGCAAUGUUUGGAUUUGCUGUAGGAAUGUUAACGGAGUAUGCCACUGGCUCCGACUUUGUUGAUCAAGUGAAGAUCCUUCUCUCAAAUUUUGGAAUACUAGACUUGGAAUGAGGCUGGCUGUCAAUACUCAGAGUUGUUCAUCUGCAAUACUUUCAUUGUUUCAUGUAUUCUAUCGCUGUAGUCAUUCAUUUGUUGUAGCUUCACUUCAACACGCCUUUUCAGCUCUAAAAAGGCACACAAACUGUAUUUUGUUUGACAAAACUGUAAUUUACAAUUGUGGCUCAUCGUUUUCAUGUCCCAGCAGCGCUUUAGAUAA